This is a messenger RNA of Paramecium sonneborni, 1281 nucleotides long. The record is from the annotation of a GenBank genome assembly. Lineage: Eukaryota; Ciliophora; Oligohymenophorea; Peniculida; Parameciidae.
AUGAUAGAUAAUGAGAUGUUAUAGAGUGUAAUGAAUUAUAAGAAUGUAACAGAGGGUUACUCAUAUAAUGAUUUAAGUUAGUUAAAGAAUUUUAAGACAAUAUUAUCAAGUGAUAAGAUAUAUUUUGGUUAAGUAUUUAAUUAAAAGAGGCAUGGUAAAGGUGUAUUAUUGUAUGGAUAAGGACAUAUAUAUGAAGGUGAAUUUAAUAACAAUAGAAAACAUGGAUAAGGAAUGGAAAUAUUUUAAUAAAAAUAGAGUUAUAGUGGUAAUUAUGUAAAUGGUAGGCCAGAAGGAAUAGGGAAAUUUAUAUGGGGAAAUGGAGAAUAUUAUGAUGGAGAAUGGUUAAAUGGAUGUAAACAUGGUUAUGGAACAUGGAUUGGUAUAAAAGGAGAUAGUUAUAGUGGAUAAUGGGCUUAUGAUAAACCUCAUGGUUAAGGAAUUCAUAAAUGGAUUAAUGGAGAAUAAUAUUAAGGAGAGUUUAAAGAAUGUUUAAAACAUGGUUUUGGAGAAGAAAUAUUUUAAAAUGGCGAUAAAUAUGUUGGAAUGUAUCAAAAUGGUACACCAGAAGGAGAUGGAGAAUAUUUUUAUUAAAGUGGAGCAUAUUUUCAUGGACAAUUUUAAAAUGGAUUAAAAUCAGGUUAUGGAGAAUAUAGAUCUAUUAAUUACACAUAUCAAGGUUAUUAUUUAAAUGAUAAAAAGAAUGGAUAAGGAGAACUAAUCUAUGCAGAUGGUAGUUCAAAAAAAGGAAUAUUUUAUAAUGAUAUAUUUGAAAAUCAAGAAUCAACUAAAUCUACGAUUAUAACAUAACCUAAUACUAAUACUUAACCUAUUUUCGAUAUUCCAAAUACUAAACCACCACUACAUACAUCUUAAACUAAACCUAUUUAAGAAUUUAUAUAACCACAAUUAGUCAAUAAAACAGUUACUAUUAAAAGAAAUCAAUAAUAAUCUAAACUCACAUCAUAACUCAAUAAAUUACCACUUAUGAAUACUAAAAUUCGUAGUAAUUCUUGUAGAUAAUAAGCCUUUGAAACUUAAAGAGUUUUUGAUAAUAACUAUACUAAAAAAAACCAUUUUGUAACUAGUAAUGAAGCUUCUCCUAAAGCAUCAUCUAUUGCUACUCAAACAUUAAUAAAUAAUCAAACCAUAUAUAAAAAUUAAAAUUAAAAAGAAUUCACUUUUAAAUUUGAUAGCACCGUUGGAAAAUUUACUAGCAGAAAUGGAUUAAAAAGAGUUUAGAAAUAGAAACACUAGAAUAUAUCACCUGAAAAGCAAAACUGA